AUGCUCCUCGAUAGUGGUCCCCAGUUUCCAUCGCUUGGAGUUGGAGGCUUCGGAACGCCGAGACACCAUGAGCUCGGGAACCGAGAGUCCGGACUAGGGCUCAAUCCCUUCGCGGACUCGUCCCAUUCAGCUGCGUUUAAAAUUAGCUCUGUUACACACGAUAUCGCCCCGAGCCAGACAUCGGCUUUCACCCCGCAAGCUACCGGAUAUGCAGCUGCGCUCGGACACCACCAUCACGGAGGACAGGUCGGUUCUUACGGUGGUGGUGCGUUCAACUCCACGCGAGAUUUCUUGUUCCGAAACCGGAGCGACUCGACGAGCGCAAGCGCGCAGCACGGGAUCUUCGCCGCUUCUGCCGGGAGUCUCCACGCACCCCCUGGAAUCUCGGACAACCUUCUGUUCCCAGGACUUCACGAGCAAAGCGUGAGCCAUACUUCUCCUGGAGGACACGUAGUGAACGGACAAAUGCACAUUGGUUUGCGUGGGGACCUUUUCGGGCGGCCGGAUCCGUAUCGCCCUGUUCCGAGUCCGCGCACGGAUCCGUACGGCGCCGCUCCGCUCCACAAUUACAAUCACCCCAUCAACAUGAACGUGGGGAUGAACGUGCCCACGCACCACGGGCCAGGCGCCUUCUUCCGCUACAUGCGGCAGCCGAUAAAACAAGAGCUGUCCUGCAAGUGGAUCGACGAGAACCAAAUAAACAGGCCCAAAAAAACUUGCGACAGAACUUUCAGCACCAUGCACGAGAUGGUCACGCAUGUGUCCAUGGAGCAUGUUGGUGGGCCCGAGCAGAGCAACCACGUUUGCUAUUGGGAAGACUGCCCAAGAGAAGGGAAAUCGUUUAAGGCCAAAUACAAACUAGUGAACCACAUCAGAGUGCACACCGGAGAGAAACCGUUCCCUUGUCCUUUCCCUGGUUGCGGGAAAAUUUUUGCAAGAUCAGAAAAUUUAAAAAUUCACAAGAGGACUCAUACUGGCGAGAAGCCGUUUAAGUGUGAGUUCGAGGGCUGCGACAGGCGCUUCGCGAACAGCAGCGACAGAAAAAAGCACAUGCAUGUGCAUACUUCUGACAAGCCCUACAUCUGCAAAGUAUGCGACAAGUCCUACACGCACCCAAGCUCACUCAGGAAGCACAUGAAGGUCCACGAGUCACAAGGUUCGGAGUCGUCUCCAGCAGCCAGCUCCGGGUACGAGUCCUCCACGCCGCCUGUGCUGGUUUCAGCGAACUCAGAAGAUCCAACCAAAACGCCUGAAACAAGCGUGCAAAGCGCAUCAACACACAGCGACGCUUUAGCGCCCAACUUCAACGAAUGGUACGUUUGAAGAUCCGACUAGACUCUUAUUGCGGACCAAAAGGUUCAGGCAACCUUUAAAAACACAAACCACUAUUCACACCACAGUGAACAACACAAAGAGCUGAGAGUUCGCCCCAGCAGGCCUCGUCCGUGUCUCAGGAUCCAAAAUCUGACUUUUAUUCCGAGAUCGAAAGAAGAAGAAGAAG
Neoarius graeffei (lesser salmon catfish) is the source of this 1501-nucleotide messenger RNA. It is a transcript of the gene zic3, whose product is annotated as zic family member 3 heterotaxy 1 (odd-paired homolog, Drosophila). The transcript has 3 exons. The record is from RefSeq and is a predicted model, not a curated record. Gene Ontology annotation, biological process: central nervous system development; regulation of transcription by RNA polymerase II. Bases 1 to 1323 code for a protein of 440 amino acids. Lineage: Eukaryota; Metazoa; Chordata; Actinopteri; Siluriformes; Ariidae. Gene Ontology annotation, molecular function: RNA polymerase II cis-regulatory region sequence-specific DNA binding; DNA-binding transcription factor activity, RNA polymerase II-specific. Gene Ontology annotation, cellular component: nucleus.